GCUACGUAUGUGUAUCCUUGCAAUCGACAUCAUUUUUUUCAGGCACCACGUUUGAUUGACAACACGACUGAUUUGAGAUGUAUCAUCUGCUUGUACAUACUAGUAGCAGCCACGACUGGAGAUCAGACAGAUAGCGUAACAUGCCGGGAUACAAGUGCGUCCUGUCGGAAGAUGAAUUGUGGACAACCAGGUAUCGAUGAAAAUUGCCGGAGGACGUGCGGUCGCUGCAACUUAACGGAUUGUGCAGUAGGUAUGUACAGAAAUGGCGACUCUUGUACAGCAUGCCAGAGACAAAGUCAAGAUGACCAUGAUGAAUGUACAAGAACAUGUCUGGUAACUGGAAGAUGGGGAGAAGCAUGUGACAGACAAUGUGGGGAUUCAUGUCAGAGUCUGAGUUGCUAUCAGUGGUCAGGGGAGUGUGUUCAUGGUUGCACUGAGGGUAGAUAUGGAAGACUGUGUGACCUCAACUGUGACCACUGUGGCCUCUGUGGGGACGGAGUCUCAAACUGUGCCCGUGGAGAUGGUUCUUGUAUCUGUGGAUGUAGGGGGAACGUAUUCGGAGUGAAAUGUGACAAACAAUGCGAUAACAAUUGUCUUAAUACAUCAUGCAAUAGCACAACAGGAGCAUGUACACAUGGAUGCAAACAGGGACUGUUUGGAAAGAAAUGCAAUACAUACUGCAGUGACAAAUGCCUACAUGGUACAUGCUACCAGAAUGGAUCAUGUAUUGCGUGUGUGAAGGGACAUUAUGGUAAAGAAUGCCGGGAGAAGUGUUCCAGGAACUGUGGUAGUGAGACAUGUAGUAGAGAUGGGAGUUGCAGUCCCUGUAACCCAGGGUACUUCAAAACGCAGUGUCAGGAGAAAUGCAGCGACACUUGUCUGAAUAGAACAUGCAGUCAGAACAACGGGACAUGUUAUUAUGGUUGUGUUUCCGACUGGCAUGGAGACACAUGUGCUGUUAAAUGUCCUGAGAACUGCGCUACUGACAAAUGUAGCAGAGACAACGGUUCGUGUGCGGAUGGAUGCAUAGAUGGUUCCUAUGGUCAACACUGUAACCUCACAUGCAGUAGUAAUUGCACAGACAUGAAAUGUUCCACUACCUACCCAGGUGGAAGUAAACCUGCCUGUACUUUGGGGUGUAAAGAUGGAGUGUGGGGAGACUACUGUGACAGUGAGUGUCCUGACCACUGUACAACCUGCAACAGAAGAACGGGUACCUGUCUGAAAUUUUCCUACGUGCAGUCCCUUCACAGGGUGAUCGUCGUCUUGUCAGCAUGUCUCGGUGUUCUCCUGCUUGUCAUUGCAGUCAUAAUCGCGAGGAAGAGAGAGUGUGCAUGGUGCAAAGUCUUCCAAAGAGGUAUAUAUCUAUCACCAAGCAGCCCUGACAGCAGACCAGGCGAAAUCUCACUGCAAGAGUUCAAUGGAUCACGUGACAGUGAAGGGUCUCGGUAUGCCGUAAUUCCGGAUAUGAAUAACGAUUCCUCUGUGGAAGAGAGAGGCUACGAACAACUGAAUCUACCCCCACCAGACACUGGCUACACGCCGUUAUCACAUACUUGUCAAUGAGAUGAACUUGUCUGUCAAUGAAAAUCCCCUUACCCGUGUAACUGCAAUUUUACUAUAUCAUCAACAAAUGUUGUGUCGUUGUCACCUUCAACAAUAAUUAUGUUUAUUGUCAAUCUUGUGUGUAUAUAUAUGGUGUAUGUGGCCUUCGUUUGCUCCCCUUUAUUCCCUAAACCAACCUAUUGUUUUCGGAUUUAUGUGUGAUAUCUCAUAAGGUAAAAUUUUCCCAGACUCGUGCUUGUGUAAUUCGAAUGUAAAUUUAAAGAUUUUGUUUUGAUGAAAGCAACAAAUACAUAUUUGAUUCAAUGUGCACUCCAACUUUCUCUUUGUAUUCGGUUGCACACUC
This is a messenger RNA of Haliotis rufescens (red abalone), 1909 nucleotides long. RefSeq names its product cell death abnormality protein 1-like. The record is from RefSeq and is a predicted model, not a curated record. NCBI's taxonomy places the organism in Eukaryota, Metazoa, Mollusca, Gastropoda, Lepetellida, Haliotidae. The transcript is spliced from 5 exons. Gene Ontology annotation, molecular function: scavenger receptor activity. Bases 172 to 1566 code for a protein of 464 amino acids.